AUGCAAACGAUGCUACUUUUCUCAGAUAGGCGAGUGAGCACGUCCAGAAUCUCGUCGAAUCGUCUCGUACUUUUCCAUGGACCUCCGGGAACGGGUAAAACGACGCUCUGUAAGGCCCUUGCCCAAAAAGUUUUCAUUCGAAUGUCUGAGUGCUACGAUUCCGGCCAGUUGAUUGAGGUGAACAGCCAUAGUUUGUUUUCGAAGUGGUUCAGCGAGAGCGGAAAGCUGGUGCUGAAGUUGUUUAGUACGAUCACGGCGUUGUUGCAAGACCCAAGGUCGCUGACAUUCAUUCUCAUCGACGAAGUAGAGAGUCUGACAGCGACACGUCAGAACGCUUUGAACGGCAACGAUCCUUCAGACGCUCUUCGAGUGGUCAAUGCGCUGCUUACCCAACUGGAUUCCAUAACAAGGUAUCCAAACGUUCUGCUUUUGUCGACCAGUAAUAUAUUGGACGCACUUGAUUCAGCAUUCAUCGAUCGGGCAGACAUAAUGCAGUUCAUUGGCAAACCGUCGCUGGAAGCUAUUUACAACAUGUUGCAUAGCUGUGUGCUUGAACUACAGCAAGUACAUAUAUGUGCAGUUAAAUUUCCGUGCAUGAUAACUUUGGUGUGCUACCAAUUUUUGACCGUAAUUACUUAUAGAAAAGCUGUUGGACUGAGCGGAAGAAGUUUAAAGAAACUGCCUGUUUUGGCGCACAGCUUUUGUCGAAAGGUAUGCGUAUUAAGCUUGCCUCAUUGA
Molecule: messenger RNA, 738 nt
Organism: Soboliphyme baturini
Lineage: Eukaryota; Metazoa; Nematoda; Enoplea; Dioctophymatida; Soboliphymatidae
Source: the annotation of a GenBank genome assembly